This is a messenger RNA of Plectropomus leopardus (leopard coralgrouper), 4502 nucleotides long. Lineage: Eukaryota; Metazoa; Chordata; Actinopteri; Perciformes; Serranidae. The record is from RefSeq and is a predicted model, not a curated record.
AGCGACGAAUCUCUGUUGUUGGGGCAAAUAAAGUGUCACAAAGGGAACAUAGAUGUAAUGUCAGACCCUACAGACUGUUUGAAAUCCUGUUGCAGUUCGUGAAACCUGUAUUGCGCCUGUAAAAACAGCAGUCACCUACCGGCCUGCCGACGUGGCGGGGCGGAAGAGGAGCCGCUGGCUGGCACCAAACGGAUCACCAUGUCCCAGACUGACCCUGACCCCUCUGCUGACAUGACCCCCCCACCCACCCAGCCCCCUCACACCGACCCUGGCUCCCAUCAGGAUGUCCCAGAAGCCCCUGCACUGCCCUCAGCCCCUCUGCAGCCUCCUUUGAUCCCUGAGAAUUUGGACCUCCCAAAGUCCACCGCUAAGGAGACGACCACGGAGGACACCCCCACUACAAUGUCCACUUCAGAGGGUCUAACUGACCAAUCAGAAGCAGCCGCUAAAGGUCAGGUGAUCGUAUGUGACCAACCAGUGAGCCUGGAGCCGGACGCUGAGGCUGCAGAGGAGGAUGUGGAGAGGUCACUUCAGGAGAAAGAAAAAGGUUGGGGAGGUUGGAGCUCAUGGGGAAAAUCUCUUCUGAGCAGUGCCACCUCCUCAGUCGGUCAGAGCCUGACCUCGGUUAAAACCAAGGCAGGAGAAGCUCUGCGUCUCCACAGGACCUCAGUAGGAGAGGAGGCGCGAGAAGAAGAGGAGGGAACUGAGGAGGAGGAGAAGAAAGAGGGAGGAGGUGAAAGUGGAGAAACUGACCUGUCCAGCUCUGGGGAGUCCUCUGUUAGUGCUGCAGCUCCUGGCAGGGGUGUCCUCUCUACCAUCACACACGCCGUGCAGAACACAGGUAAGUCAGUGAUCAGUGGAGGUUUGGACGCCUUGGAGUUCAUUGGAAAGAAAACCAUGACCGUUCUUGCCGAGAGUGACCCGGGUUUCAAAAAGACCAAGGUUCUGAUGCAGAAGACUGCAUCUCUGAGUCAGAUGUUGAAAGAAGCCAAAGAGAAAGAGCGGGCACGUCUGGGCAACCAGCCAAUCAGCGCGCCCACUGCUCACUACGGCAUUCUGUUUGACGACUACCAGGGCCUGUCACACCUGGAGGCCCUGGAGAUCCUGUCCAAUGAGAGCGAGGCCAAGGUCCAGGCCUUCCUUUCCUCCCUGUCUGAAGAGGAGCAGGAGGAGGUGAAGAAGGAGCUGAUUUUCAUUAAGAACAUCUUCAUCAAGAGAGAGGAAGAGAAGGAAGGAGAGGAGGAGGGAAAUGAAGAAGGAGGAGGAGGACAGACGAAGGAUAACGGUGAUCUAAGUUCCCAAUUACACUGUUCUACCCCCCUAUCGGCUGACGGCGAGGAGUUUGUUAGCAUUCUCACUGAGCUGCUGUUUGAGCUUCAUGUCGCUGCAACACCUGAUAAACUCAACAAGGCUCGGAUGAGGGCCCAUGAUUGGGUGAGCGAUGUGGAACAGCCUGUCACUACGGAGACGGUUGGCAAGGAAACACAGGACCAGCCGGCAGGAGAGGCCUCACCUGGAGAGAACGAUAAGGAGGAGAAGAGGGAAAACGGAGAGGAGCAGGGGGAGAAGGCCCAGGGGGAGGAGGCAAAGGGAGGAGAGGAAGAAGAGAAGGAGAAAGAGAAGGACCCCAGAUCUGUAGAGGCUGUCUACCUGUCAUCAGUGGGCAGUCUGGCAGAGGUGACGGCCCGCAGUAUCGAGCAGCUCCACAAGGUGGCAGAGCUCAUCCUCCAUGGCCAGGACCUUGAGAAACCAGCCAGAGACCAGGCACACAUCCUCACCAGGUUGACAUGUGCCAUGUGUAAGGAGGUGGAGUGUUUGGCCAAGAAGUUCUCUGAUAUGCUGCUUCUUGUCGGGGGCCAGAGAAAAGCAGAAGAGUUGAAUCCGCUAGUAGACAGUGUGCUGCUCGAGGGCUCCAACAGUACCAACUACAUAGAGAAUGCAUUGCAGCUGCUGCUGCCCGUCCUGCAGAUCUCUCACAUCCAAAGCCAGCACUGUCAGCCCACCACAGAACCAGCAGCACAGACUCAGCAUUAACACACACGCACACACACACACACACACACACACACACGCUACCUGCUCACCUGCUUGUCUUAAUGUAUCUAUUGUUGUACAGUAAAGAAAAUAGAUGAUUCCAGAUGAAGUGCUUAAAUCCACAUAAAGUGCCAUGGCAACAGGCAGAAGAUGUUUUAUAUAUAAACAUAAUAUAAUCUUGAAAAUAACAGUUUAACAAACAGAUAAUGUACGUUUAAUUACCCACAACGCAGCUUGUAUGUGUGCCUUCUCCAUGUCGCAUCUCUGAAUGUCGUUUUGUCUCAGUUGACAUUAUGCUUUGAGGAACCAAACUGUGUUUAGAGCUGAUCUGAGAUCAGCUGUGACUCACUCCAUCUGACAGACAAAGAUGUUCCUGAAUUGUUUCCCAAAGCUGAACCAAAAAUGACUGAUCGUGUUGAAGGGACUUGACUUUAAUGUAUAUUAAGCAUUCUUUGCACUCCUCAUGGUCUAUUGUUAUUUUAAAAGAAAGAGCAAAGACUAACACUAGUAAAAUAUUUUAAUCUGGUUUGAGACAAAAUGCCAGUGUUAUUGAUUAUACACAUCCAUUUUUUUUCUAGUUUUUUUAUAUUAAAUUAUGGGAAGUAACGCUACUUUAUAAUUCACUCUUAUUAAGUUUGUUUUGAUUGACAAAUCUGAUCUUUAUACUUUGAGUUAAAAAAAGAUUAGUUCUCCUUCUCCAUUCAUGUGUACAUUUAAGAUGUAAUGUAGGUGAAUCCAUCUCUCAUCAUGUUUUGUUGUGCUGCUACACUUUAAUAGUAUAGUUUGAUUUUUUAAAAUUUUAUCUUAAAGGGAUAGUCCAGAUUUUUUGAAGUGGUUGUUGUAUUGUAUGGGGUACUUUUUCUAUUUUCACUUUAUAACAUACAGUAGAUAUCAGUCAGUACACCAGUUUGGAGAAGCACACUGGGAUGCCGACACAGAAGCUACACUAUGUGCUUCUGUGGAUGGGGUCCGCAACAAAAUGUAUUUUAGCUACCUAAAAAAAGGUCCCACCUAAAAACAUCAGUAUCAGUUUAUGUACCCUAUAUUGAGAUUUGUUUUUGUCAUUUUACCUUUCUAUCAGACAGACUUUUCCCACAGAAAGCCAUAAUUACACUCUCAUAAAAGCCACCAGACUCCAUUGACAAAAACAGUCAUUUUAGCUCUCUGAACACACGAGCUACAUGUCUACUGCUGCUUCGAUCGGUUAGUUAGUUUGUGCCAUUGUGUUAAUUUAGUGAAUGCAAACUCACCCUUUCAAUUGACAAAGUCACAUAAUGACAAAAACAAACAAACCAAUAGAGGCAGCGGCAGACCAGCAGCUCCAGUAUUAAGCAAUGUUAAAUCACUGCUUUUCUCAAUGAAGUCUGGCUUUGAAGAAAGCAACACAAUGGCUUAAUUUUCCUGUUGAAAAUCACUGUCUGACAUUAAGGUAAAGCUGUGAAAAUAUUGUAAAUACAACAUACAUUUAAACCGAUAUUUAUUUUUUUUUAAGUGGGAUUUUUUUCCUAGGUGGCUAAAAUCUGUUUAUUUGUUCUGAACUGCAGAGGGACUGUGGAAUUAUUGCUAAACUAUAAUCUGGUUUGGUUGCAUCUAUUGGUAACAUUUAUGUUUUAAACUGUAUAUGUUCUCUUUUUAAUUAAAUAAAUAAAUAAUGAUAAUAAUGUUUUCUUGGUGACAUCUACUGUAUGUUAUAUACCCCAUAUAACCACCACUCCGAAAUAUCUCUUCAAUUGCGUUCUUGCUGAUGAGAACAUAGAUUACACUAGUAACAGAGGUUGGCAUUGAUCCUCUCAUCUAACUCUUGACAAGAAUGAAAAUGAUUUUCCAAAAUGUUAAACUAUUUCUUUAACAAAAACUUGACGUCAUGCCCUCUGUUGGAUCAUCUGAACACCUAGAAGAACGCAUUAGCCGAAACAUUUUAUUUCCUCUUAAAUAACGGCAUUAAAUACUAUUUUUGCCAGGCUCUAGAUUUAUUCUCCAUGCUCCCCAGAGUUAUACAUCUCAGCCAUUUUCCACCUUAUUAUUUCCUCCCUUUUCUUCGACCACCUGUAGAUUUUCAGCAGCAGUCCCGAGGUGCUCACAGUGCAUCUGUGUUUUCAAUAUCCAGUGUUAAAUUGGCUGAGCUUCCAGCCAGCAGAUCUCUGGAAGAGAUAAAGUACUCUCUUCGCCUCCUGCCUCCUCCCUUUUAGAGACACAUUGAUGCAGGCAGGAGAGAUAUUAAGCAAAGAAAAUAUUAGUCUCUCUGUCGUAAUGGUUUGGCUCCAUUCAGCCAUAUCCAGAUGGAAUACAGCCGUUUAUCAGCUGUGUUUCUGUCUCAGAAUACAAAAUGGUUUGUAAUGAGAAACGUUUGGAGGCAAGUCAUUUAUUAAGGUUUGGACAGUUUACUAAUAUAUUAGGAUUCCAUUUUAAUGAAGUGCCCUAUGACUGUUUGAGGAUAAGAUGUUGAAAAUAAACAAGAUUUAACCAUC